GUGGGAGGAAGAGCCUUGAAAGCGGAGUUGCCCCGUCCCUACCGGUGCCUUUCCUCUCCCUUCCGAGCCCGGGGCAGCCCCAGCGGGUUCUGCUUCCCCGGCGAGGGCGUGGUCGUUGAGGAGGAGCCUGCCCGGCCCUGGAUCUCCCUCGCCUAGGCGGCGCAGAGGCGCAAAGGCUCAGACGGAGGAUGGAGCGGCCGGGCGCAGCGAGAGGCUCCCGACGGCGCGCCCUGUCCGGCGGCGGAGGCAGGACCUGCGGGCGUUCCUUCUCGCGGCUGCUGCGGGCGCGCAAAGCAGGCGUCGGGGGUGGUGGAGGGUCCCGGGGGAAGCCAGAGGCUGAGGCUGCCAAGGCCUGUGACUGGCUGCGAGCGGCUGGCUUUCCUCAGUAUGCCCAGCUCUACGAAGAAUCCCUCUUCCCUCUCGACAUUGCCUCUGUGAAGAAGGACCACAGCUUCUUGGACCAGGAUUCCCUCAAAUCCCUCUGCAGGAGACUCGUGACACUGAACUCGUGCGCCUCAAUGAAGCUGGAGGUCCACUUUCAGCGGAAACAGAAUGACGACUCGGGAGACGAGGACUUCUGUGCCAUCAGCAAUCGGUGGGCUUUCCAGAGAGACAGCCGUAGGUGGUCCCGAAUCGGCUCCGACGAUUUCCUCUCCCGCAGCCCGGAGGCAGCCUCCACCAUGAGGAAGCUGCCCAGCCAGGAGAGCAUCCUCACUGACCUGAGUGCGGAGCUGGAGGCCUCCUCUCUCCACAGCGACCCCAGCACAGGCGAGGGUCCUGCUCUCCCGGACCCGUCCUCCACCCAGGAUUCUCCAACCUUGACCCUCUCCACCCCCAGCUUGGAGGACCCCUCGCCCACUGACCAGUCCCAGGACAUGAGUGGGACCAGCAAGGGGGACGCCAGGAAACGCCGGACUCGGAGCUUCCUCAGGAGGAUCGAGUCCCUCAGGAGGAAGGAUAAGGAGAAGCUGGACUCUGCCAAAGCCCCAAAAGAGGAUGGGGCAGAUGCCGAGUCCUGGUGGAGCUCCUCUAAAGACCCAAGAAGCGGGGUGUCGCCUUCUUCCUGCGGUAGCAAAACGCUUCCGUCAAGAGGGCGCCGGGCCAACGGGGCCUUGGGCUCAGCUGGGGAGCAGCCCAAACAUGGUAGCGUUUACCUGGAGGACUAUGAGGCAGGCCGGGGCAAGGGCACCCCCUGGGAUGCUGGCGGAUUGGGCCACCACGACCUGUUCGAAAGGGACUAUUUGGUCCACAUCCCCAGAGACUACAAGCCGGGCACUUUCCCCAAGUCUCUCUCCAUCGAAAGCCUGUGCCCGCUCGAGAGCGGGUGUUUGCCUGACUGGAAAUCUAGAGGCCCGGCUUCAGGCCUCUCGCCAGGUGGGGUUGGGAUGGGCAGCAGGACAGGCGAGGCCUUGGAGUGCAGGCUGAGGCGGCCCUCGUGCGGCUCCACAGGCAGCUCCACCAGCCUCUAUGACAAUGUGCCCGAGUCCAGCAGUGCCACGGACGACCUGUUUGGCCUGGACAGGGACAUCAUCUACGAAAACCUGGACGAGAUCCUGGAGCACGUUUGGGGGCUGCAGAGGAAGGUGGAGCUGUGGUCCGAGGCCAUCCAGCUGGACCCGGAGGGCGGAAGCAUCGGUGGCGGGGAGGAGACGGACUCUGGAGGGGAGCCCGCCACCCCAAACUUUGAGGAGCGCUCCGUGUCGGACAUUGGCACGUCGGCCAGCGACUUUGACAGCACAGCCAACUCCCUGAACGAGGCAGAGGACCUGGGAAUGAGGGAGCGGAGAGACUCCGGGGUGGGCGCCUCCCUCACCAGGCCUUGCAGGAAGCUUCGCUGGCACAGCUUCCAGAACUCCCACCGACCCAGCCUGAACUCUGCUUCCUUGGAGAUCAACCGCCAAUCUGCCGCCCAGCUCAACCUCCUCCAAAAAUGCUCCCUCCUUCGCCUCACAGCCAUCAUGGAGAAAUACUCCGUCCCCCACAAGCAGAGCUGGUCAUGGGCGGUCCCAAAGUUCAUGAAGAGGAGCAAGACCCCCAACUACAGGGACAAGAGAGUCUUUGGGGUCCCACUACUCGUCCACGUCCAGAGGACUGGACAACCGCUGCCCCAGAGCAUUCAGCAGGCAAUGCGCUACAUACGCAGCCAGUGUCUGGACCAGGUCGGCAUUUUCCGUAAGUCCGGGGUCAAGUCCCGGAUCCAGGCCCUGAGGCACAUGAACGAAGCUUCCCCGGACCAUGUGAGCUACGAGGGCCAGUCGGCCUACGACGUGGCCGACCUGCUCAAGCAGUACUUCCGUGACCUCCCUGAGCCUGUCUUCACCAGGAAGCUGAUGGAGACAUUUCUGCAGAUUUACCAGUUUGUGCCCAAGGACCAGCGUCUGCCGACGGUGCAGGCAGCCAUUGCUCUGAUGCCCGACGAGAACCGGGAGGUGCUGCAGACAUUGCUCUACUUCCUGAGUGAUGUGGCCUCUGCCCAGGAGAACCAGAUGACAGCUGGGAACCUGGCAGUCUGCCUGGCCCCCUCUGUUUUCCACCUCAACGUCUCCAGGAAGGAGAGCACUUCUCCCAGGAUGAUUCACAAGAGAGCCACGAUGGGCAAACCGGACCACAAGGACCUGAAUGAAAACCUGGCUGCCACCCAAGGCCUCUCCCACAUGAUCACGGACUGCAAGAAACUAUUUCAGAUCCCCCAGGACGUGAUGCUCCAGCUUUGCAACUCCUACUUGGCAGCGGACACCCAGCCUCUCUCCUUCUCUGAGCUCAUGGGCCGGAGCCUGCAAGGGGAAGGCCGGGAUUCCCGGAUUGAUUUGGAAGUCAGUAUCCAAAGCCUGCUCAAGGAGUCCUUCGACCGCUUCAAGGGGUGGCUUGGCAUGCCUGGACCCCUCAACACGGAGAUCUCGUGCAAGAAGGUGGGGGACGUGCACCCCCUGCGCCUGUGGAAGGUGUCCACAGAAGUAGAGGCACCCCCUCAGGCGGUGCUUCAGCGGGUGCUCCGGGAACGGCGCCUGUGGGACGAAGACCUCCUGCAGGAGAAAGUGAUGGAGGCCCUGGACCACAACACAGAGGUCUACCACUACGUGACGGACAGCAUGGCGCCCCACCCCCGGCGAGACUUCCUCGUCCUCCGAAAAUGGCGCUCAGACUUGCCCCGAGGAGGCUGCCUCCUCGUGUCCUUAUCCCUGGACCAUAAGACGUUGCCCCUGGAAGGUGGGGUCCGGGCAGUGGUCCUGACCUCCCAGUACUUGAUGGAGCCCUGUGGGAUGGGGCGCUCCAGAGUGACCCAUAUCUGCCGUGCAGAUCUCAGGGGACGAUCUCCAGACUGGUACAGCAAAGUUUUCGGCCGCCUCUGCGCCAUGGAGCUGGCCAGGAUCCGAGACUCUUUCCCGGCGCUCGACCCAAGUGGUCCAGAGACAAAGAUCUGAAGGGGGCUUCUGGCGCUCUUGGACGCUCUUGGAAUGUGGAGUGGCUUCGGCCUUCGCUAGAGGGGAGGAGCUUUUCCAGGUGCCUGAACACCUGUGAACUGAGCAGCCUCUGCCCCUUCUAUCCAGAAACAUCAGCUCUUCAAGGCUGAGCUGCCCCAAGGAGCAGAAAGGUCUCC
This is a messenger RNA of Podarcis raffonei (Aeolian wall lizard), 3598 nucleotides long. RefSeq names its product StAR related lipid transfer domain containing 8 (gene STARD8). Gene Ontology annotation, biological process: signal transduction; actin cytoskeleton organization; regulation of Rho protein signal transduction. Lineage: Eukaryota; Metazoa; Chordata; Lepidosauria; Squamata; Lacertidae. Bases 189 to 3422 code for a protein of 1077 amino acids. The transcript is spliced from 14 exons. Gene Ontology annotation, molecular function: GTPase activator activity; lipid binding. The record is from RefSeq and is a predicted model, not a curated record.